CGACGACGAAGAAGAAAUCUGCCAUAAAAGAGUCCGUCGCUAAUGUAUCGUUGUUUACUCGCAGUGUCCUGCGACAUCUUCGCGCUAGGUUGAAUAUGUUCCUAUUUUGGAAAGCACUGUCACUUUAAACAAAAAAAUGGCCACAUUCGGACUCAAUAGCUACGUUACCGUGAAAUCACAAUAGGUGACUCGAAGUAUACGUUGACAAAUUGAGGUUAGCUAUGAUUCCUGCCUUCUCAGUCGGCCACUAGACGUCAACCCAAGGUGUCAAAAGAUUUCAAAAUGAAAUUCACGGAGCAUCUUUCCGCUCACAUCACCCCGGAAUGGAGAAAACAGUAUAUUCAGUACGAGGCCUUCAAAGAGAUGUUAUAUGCUGCCCAGGACCAGGCCCCAUCCAUUGAUGUGACAGACGAGGACACCGUUAAACGUUACUACGCAAAGUUUGAAGAGAAGUUCUUCCAGACGUGUGAAAAGGAACUGGCCAAGAUUAAUACGUUUUAUUCCGAAAAGCUGGCUGAAGCUCAGCGAAGGUUCGCCACCUUACAGAACGAAUUGCAGUCGUCGUUGGACGCUCAGAGGGAGAUUGCCACGAAUGGGGGGGGCCUGCGGAGGAGGAAAACUGUUUUUACGCUAUCGCAGCAAGAACGAUGCAAACACAGAAAUAUCAAAGAUCUUCAGCUGGCCUUUUCUGAGUUCUACCUCAGCCUGAUCCUUUUGCAGAACUACCAGAACCUGAAUUUUACAGGUUUCCGAAAGAUCUUAAAGAAGCAUGAUAAGAUUUUGGAUACAUCGCGGGGCGCUUACUGGAGAGUUGCUCACGUGGAAGUGGCGCCGUUCUACACUUGCAAGAAAAUUACACAGCUCAUAUCUGAAACUGAGGCAUUGGUCACAACGGAGUUGGAAGGGGGUGACCGGCAAAAGGCAAUGAAGAGACUGAGGGUUCCUCCUUUAGGAGCUGCACAGCCGGCUCCUGCUUGGACUACUUUUAGAGUUGGACUUUACUGUGGAGUAUUCCUUGUCUUAAUGGUCACAGUUAUUAUUACAGGAGCCGUCAUGUUUCCUAUCGCUGACGUUUGGCCAAUGAUCAGGAUCUAUAGGGGAGGCUUCCUGUUAAUAGAAUUCCUCUUCCUCUUAGGGAUUAAUACCUACGGAUGGAGGCAAGCAGGAGUCAACCAUGUGCUUAUAUUUGAACUCAAUCCCAGAAAUAAUCUCUCCCAUCAACAUCUGUUUGAGAUUGCCGGACUUUUGGGGGUGCUAUGGUGCGUCAGCCUGCUCUCAUGUCUAUUUAGCGACAGCAUUCCAGUUCCCAUGCAAGCUAAUCCUUUGGCUCUUUACGGAUUCUUCAUCGUCUUCCUCAUCAACCCAUUCAAGACCUGCUAUUACAAGUCACGCUUCUGGCUUCUCAAACUUCUGUUUCGCGUAAUGACAGCGCCAUUCCAUCGCGUUGGCUUUGCAGACUUCUGGUUGGCCGAUCAGUUGAACUCUUUGGGAAUUGUUCUGUUAGAUGUGGAGUACAUGAUCUGUUUUUACAGUUUUGAACUUGACUGGAAAAAACACGAUGGACUCAUCAGCAGCGAAGGUAACGAUGUGUGUAAUACCUACUCCUAUGGCGUCCGCGCAGUGAUUCACUGUCUUCCUGCUUGGUUCAGAUUCAUCCAGUGUCUGCGUCGUUACCGGGACACGAAAAGGGCCUUCCCUCACCUGGCUAACGCUGGGAAAUACUCCACUACGUUCUUUGUAGUAACUUUCGCUGCUCUCUACAGCACACAUAAAGCUCAAUCGUACGAAGAUGCCAAGAUCUUCCUGUACUUGCAUGUCACAUGUUUGGUGGUCAGCUCUUGUUACACGCUAGUCUGGGAUUUAAAGAUGGACUGGGGCCUUUUUGACCGCAAUGCUGGAGAAAAUACAUUUUUGAGGGAGGAGAUAGUCUACCCACACAAGGCCUAUUACUACAGUGCCAUAGUGGAGGAUGUGCUGUUGAGAUUUUCCUGGAUUCUAACAGUCACCCUCAGCACGUUCACCGUUGUUCCCGGAAUCUCGGACAUACUGGCGACCGCGCUGGCCCCAAUGGAGGUCUUUAGGCGUUUUGUAUGGAACUUUUUCCGACUGGAGAACGAACAUCUGAACAACUGCGGUGAGUUCAGAGCAGUCCGAGACAUUAGCGUGGCUCCCUUAAAUGCGGACGACCAAACGCUGCUGGAGCAGAUGAUGGAUCAAGAGGACGGGGUCAGGAACCGACAAGGCAAAAAGAGCUGGAAACGCAGCUACAGUAUGAGUCUACGCAGGCCGAGACUUGCUUCACAAUCCAAGAGCCGUGACACCAAGGUUUUAAUAGACGAUACAGAUGACGACUCCUGACAUCAGGCCACGCCCCUUGCCUGGGUCCAGAAUUUAUUCAAGGGAGGAAACGCUUCUUCCUAACCAAGGAAUUACCCGGCAAGUUGGGCGUCGAACUCGCUUGAGUUCCAAACUCUGAUGCCUAGGAAACUUUUUAGCGCGUCAACUUCUGCACACGUUGGGCGCUAUUUGAAAAGAGUGAGCAGAACUGAGACUGCAAGAAAAGCUAUCACGGGAUGCUUUGACCUGCAAUUUAACUUCACUUUAGGAUCUUACCUCACCCUACCAGUGAGCGGAACUCCAUUCUCUGUGUCACGAUGUGUUCAAUGACAUCCACUCCUCAACAUUCGUCAGCGCCAAUCCUCCGGGGUAGCAUGAACAAUCCAGCUUUUUUUAUUUUUUGGGAACUCGACAAAGCACUCCACUCGGACGCUCCUCUAGUAUGUAAGUAAAUCUGUGCCACCGGGGUUUGAAUUUAAAUUUAUAACACCGAUUUUUUUUCUGCAUCAGAAUUCCAACACUUUUUCAGUGUCAAAAUUCAGCCUAAAAAACAAAAAAAGAGUUUAAAAAAAUCAGUUGUAAAAUAAUUCAGUUGCAAGAAUUCUAAGGCUUUAGACUUUUAAUGCUUUAGUCAUAAUUAAUUACAAAAAACACGUUAAAAAAACAAACACAUAUUUUAAUCACAGUUUACGUUUCAAGCAAUGCGGAACCUUUGUCAAUAUUUGCACUGUUCCUGCUGCACUGAUGACCAUGCCGGACAUCUAAAUAUGUGGGCAAUUUUAUGGAUAUAUUUAAAAGAAACUCAAAAUGAUUGUUACACUCCAGUUGAGGUUAACUGUUACAUUAAACACACAUGACGAAGAAUAUUACAUAUACUGAGGGUCAAAAUGCAAAAUAUUUAGUUUUCUCCGUCAGCUUAAUGCUAAUAUACAAUGGAAUACGGACAAAAUAUUUAGUUUUGCCUGUUAGCUUAACGCUAUUAUAAUAUGCAAUAUGGACAUGGAAUGCGGACAAAGUAUUUACGGUAGUUUUGCCUGUUCGUUUAAAGCUAACUUACAAUGGAAUAUGGACUUAGAAUGCGGACCAAAUAUUUUGUGUUACCCUAUAGCUUAAUGCUAAUAUACAGUGGAAAAUGGAGUUGGAAUAUGGACAAAAUAUUUAGUUUUGCCUGUUAGCUUGAUGUUACUAUACAAUGGAAUGUGUACUUGGAAUAUGGACAAAAUAUUUAGUAUUUACUGUUAGCUUUAUGCUAAUGUACUGUACAAUGGAAUGUGUACUUGGAAUACGGACAAAAUAUUUAGUUUUCCCUGUUAGCUUAAUGCUAAUAUAUAAGGAAAUAUGGUCUUGGAAUACGGACAAAAUAUUUAGUUUUCCCGUUUGCUUAAUGUUAAUAUGCAAUUGAAUAUAGACUUGGAAUAUGGACAAAAUAAUUGGUUUUGCCCGUUAGCUUAAUGCAAAUAUAGUACAAUGGAAUAUGGACUUGGAAUAUGGACAAAUAUUUAGUUUUGCCCAUUAGCUUGAUGCUACUAUACAAUGGAAUAUGGACAAAAUGAUUAGUUUUGCGGUUAGCUUAAUGCUAAUAUAGUACAAUGUAAUAUGGACUUGGAAUACAGACAAAAUGUUUAGUUUUACCAUAUAGCCUAAUGCUAAUAUACAGUGGAAUAUGCACUUGGAAUCCAGACAAAUAUUUAGUUUUGCCUGUUUGCUUGAUGCUAUUAUACUGGACUGUCUCAGAAAAUUAGAAUACACAAUAUUCUAAUUUUCUGAGACAGUCCUGUAUAUUGUUCUAUGUAAAGGACGUCAGCCAAGGUCGUCCCCCCACAUUUUUACCACGCCAAAUCUGGUCCCCUUUGCAAAAAGUUUGGACACCCCUGCUUUAAAUGGUGGAUUAAUGUACAGGACUGUCUCAGAAAAUUAGAAUAUUGUGUAUUCUAAUUUUCUGAGACAGUCCAGUACAAUAGAAUGUGUUCUUAGAAUAUGGACAAAAUAUUUAGUUUUGACUGUUAGCUUGACGGUAAUAUACAAUGGAAUAUGGACUUGGAAUACAGACAAAAUAUUUAGUUUUCCAUGUUAGCUUAAUGCUAAUAUACAAGGCAAUAUGGACUUGAAUGCGGACAAAAUAGUUUUGCCUGUUAGCUAAAUCCUGAUAUACAACAGAAUAUGGACAAAAUAAUUAGUUUUGCUGUUCAAAAUAAUUAGUUUUGCCUGUUAGCUUAUAUAGUACCAUGGAAUAUAGACUAGGAAUAUGGACAAAAUAUUUAGUGUUCCCCAUUAGCUUAAUGCUAAAAAAACAGUGGAAAAUGGACUUUGAAUACGGACAAAAUGUUUAGUUUUGCCUUUUAGCUUGAUGCUAAUGUACAAUGCAAUGUGUACUUGGAAUAUGAAAAAAAAAAUUAUAUUGACUGGUAGCUUGAUGCUAAUAUACAAUGGAAUAUGGACAAAGUAUUUAGUUUUGCCUGUUGGCUUAAUGCUCAUAUAGUUCAAUGGAAUAUAGACUUGGAAUAUGGACAAAAUAUUUAAUUUUGUCCAUUAGCUUAAUGUUAAUAUACAAUAGUAUAAGCCAUUCAAGUGAUAAAGUAAAUUAGCAUCGAUUUGCCUAAAUAUGAAAACAAACUCCACCAGUUUUUUUUUUUUUUCAUAGACCGGCAUUUGAUCUUUGUACAACACUAUCAUAAUAUUAAAAAUCAAUCUUUUUUGUUUGUUUUUAACAAGUGGUAUGGGAGGGGGGAAAAAUGUCAGUCUUUUCAAAAUUGAUUAGGCGUACUUUCUAUACUGUUAACAAUAUUCGGGCCUGUGUAUAUGUCGUUCAACAGGAUCUAUUUUUAAGAUAUUUAUAUAUUUCAGGACAAAUAGUUUUGUGCGAUCAAAAAUUUAAUUAAUCAAUUACAAAGUCGCUAGUUAAUUAGAUGAAUUUAAUCGAGUCCUCCGCAAAAAAAUUCAGUUGCAUUCCAUCCUCGCAAGGUUCUUUGACCAACUCUAAAGCAACACUUGGAAACUUUUCGACCAAAACUCUUCAGUUUUGUUCGAUUUUUAGCCACGCCGAUGGACAAAAGCGGUAGUGUUUUGCCCUAAGGAAGAUUGCAUUUCCGAUGAUAACCAGCACUGUGUUUCCCAUGAGCACCAGCCCAUACCCGCACAAUGUCAUAAAAUCAUGAUCCAGCUGCUUUGUGAAGGAUGCGUAUUGAGUAAUAAAGUAAUUAAUAGGGGUGCACGAUAUCCAUUUUUUGAAACUGAUACCGAUAUCGAUAACUUCCUGCUCCUCAAAGCUGAUAUCGAUAACCGACAAUAAAUAUAUAUUUUUUUCAAUGUAUAACCUGAGUUUUUGAACACCUGGAGGUUAAAAAAAACACAAAAAAACUAGUGGUGGAUUCAACAUAGAUUUGCCUUUGAUCUCACCAGAUUUUUCAUAAUGACAUGAACAAAACAGUGCGUUUCACUUCUGCACUGCCCAACAGCCAGCUAAAAAUGAAUGCACUUCCAUAAACCACAAGGCUUGGUCUUUUCUUGCUUUUAUGGGAAGACACUCGUCUUAAUAAUGUGAAAGUACAACAGAAAAAUACACAUAUUCAAUACUCAAUAUACAACAAACUGCACAAUACACUUAUAUACACAACUAUUAUAUGUAUAGCAUAGCACACUAGCUUGAGCUACUUAAGCAUUGACUGGCUUCUAUAACACAACAACUUUUUAAGUUCUGUACAUAUGACCCUUCACCACAGAAGUAAACAUAUGGUGCUUUUUUCCGAAAUUUCCGGGUUUGCGGUGAGUUAGCAACCAGCACACUUUUGCUCAAUAGACGAUGUUGAUUGAUAGACGAUGUUUAUUGAUGAGAAAAUGCAGAAUAAAUGAGAUUUAUAGAUUGCAAUCCCACAAAGGCAAGCAAAAAACAAGCAAAACACAAGUGGUAAUGAUGACGUUAGAUCUAGUUUGUCAAUCCCAGAAACCUCGCGUUACCGUUACAGCACAAGAAACUGUUCCUUAACAAUGAAAAUCGCUUACCGUUGACAAAUGAGCGGGGAGCCAACGCUCCGGCAAAGGAACAAAGCAAGCGACCCAUACGUAAUCCUCUGGCAGACUUCGGGGGGCGGGGGGGGGGGAAUCCCCCGACUCUUAUAGGCACGUCUGACGCGGGGAAACGGGUGGCCACUCCUCGCCCCCACGAAAACGCACCACCCAAACUCAUGAGAUUCCCCCCCAGUUGAGGCUCCCAGCGGUUAAAAUAGAAUGUUUAUUUAAGUUAUCUCGUGAGAUUCCCUCCUAACUAUGGAACCCAAGGUGAAAAACAAUAACAUGUUGUUUAGGGCUGUCCCAAACGACUAAUUUUCUCCCGAUUAGUCAGCCGACUAUUUUUACGAUUAGUCGACUAAUCUAAUAAUUAAAAAAAAAAAAAAAUUUUUUUUUUUUUCCCCCCCUAAUUUAGCAAUGAAAUUUUUCUUGACGCUUAUCAAUUCACAAAAAACAUAUUGGAACACUUAAAUUAUUUAUUAAAGUACAAAUAAACACGUAAAUAACAAUAAUAAAUCACAAAUAAACAAUGAGUUCAAAUGCUGAUAGAAUUAACUAGUGUAGCAUCCCGAUUGAAAAUAUGGUCUCUUAAACUGAUGGUUUACAACUUUUAUUCCAUCCUUGAUGUAAUCACACUGUAAAAGCUACGGUGCACACAAAUAAAACAACACAAUUAGAACGAAAUUAACGAAAACUUUUCACCUUUUUCCUUUGAAACCUUAUUUAUAUAUCACUGAAUUGCCUUUACCUUAAUUUAUUACCUUAUCAUUGACAAUCUCUCCCUUAAGUGCAAUCACUGUAUAUACUGUAUAUAUUUAUGACCUUUUAACCUUAUAUAAAUUUCUAUACCAUAAAAUAAACCAUAACAUGAAAUAAACCUUUCAGUUAGCAUUAAGAACAAUACUAAUAGCACUUAUAGGCCCAUUGUCAAUGAAACAUUAUUAUUUAGUAAGGCGACAGCACCCUCUGGUGUACAAAAAAUGAAAAAAAAAAAAUUACAAACUGGGUUACGGCGCUUGAGGUGUUUAUUCACGGCCGACGUGCAGCCAAGCUUGGCAUUGAAGAGACAGGACGGAAGAGUGUACGCUCCUUUGUUUCUUUGAAAUAAGUCAAUGUUUUGGACACUCUGGUGUGCUUUUUUGGCUUUGUGCCGCUUUCCCCGCUUGCAUACAGAGCAUCCGACAUUCUGAACUUUCCGCGCAUAUAUUUUUUUAACCCUUCAUUAACCGUCGACGGGAUGUUGUGCUCGUCGACGGAUUUACGUCAUCGAUGACGUCGACUAUGUCGACUAGUCGGGACAGCUCUAAUGUUGUUACAAUCUAGGUCACAGAGGCAAUCAUACAUCACAAAGGCAUAAUGUGCUAAUGUUAAGGCAUCACAUAUUAUUUUCUCCCAUCAGGUGCACAUCCAUAUGUUAUAGUAAACAUAAAAUACUUACAGACAUAUUUCCGAGGCGGAAACGUAAUAGAAAGCAUUCACGAUUGUCAAUGCGACUGCUAGACACCGCAAUGUGUAUGUGAAUGAGCUUGUAAUGUGAACAAAACUACUGUGACAAAAAAUAGAUGCAAUGAAUUAUUCUGACCAGCAGGUGGGAGCAAUGCCCCGCAAAUGGUCAACUGCUUUCCUAUACUAGUGUGUAAAGUCACAGUAAACUUUAAAGCCAGCACAAUACAUAUUAUCGGUCCUAUUAAUAAUGUUAUUGGAUUUCUCGGGAUGACGUCAUAAUUCCUAUUAUCGGACCAAUAAUUAUCGUGCACCAGUAGUAAUUAAUCCAGUUUUGACUAAACAAUAGCAUAUGACGGUUAGCAACCGUGCGGCUUAGUGUGGCAAAAUUUUUGCUUUUUAAAUUUUGCAACUCAAUUUUUUUUUGCGGCUGAAUUUGGAUACGGAAAAUUUUCAGCGUUGGAAUUUCGAUGCCCUCCCCAAAAAAAACAGUGUUUGAAAUUCAAAUUCAAUUUCCGGUGGCACUCAUCUACUUCCAUACUCUUUUAUCAUUUCCAGUAGGCAGAGACUGAAUGAACUGAAAGCUCCUCCUACCCAAAAACGACUCGUCUCUGGUUCUGACAUGCUUUCCACAUACCCUAGGAAAAUGCACAUGAUGGAAAAUGUUACUUUUUUUUUUUUUACUGAACACAAAUAGCAAUUAUUUGUAACUGUGGUUGUGAGUAGAAAACGGACAAUAUUAUAUUGAGGUGUAGAAGAAUGAUUUAGUUCCAUGAACAUCAUCUUCCUCACUUUGGCAACACCCAAUCACGUGUGAAAUUAUAUGUACAUAAUUUCAUAAGUCUAUGUAUAAGUGUACAGUAUUGGUAGAAUCUGUUACAUAUUGAUUCUGUGACUAGGUAAGUUUAUUUGGAGAUUUUUUUUUUUUUUGUUAUAAUGCUUGAACAAAUGAAAUGGGCUUUUAACUUACUGGCGGUAAUAGACGUCCAAUCCAUUUUGACUAGAAGUCUAUCAAAUUGGAUUGGACGUCUAUCGCCGUCAAUGGCAGUAAAAUGUGAUAGCUGAAUUCCAGCCAUCCCAGUUGAAAUGGAUUUGACUGUCAAUUGUAGUGAAUGAGUUGGGGAAAAAAUAUGGCCUUUAAAGACAGAAUUAUUAGUAAUUUAGGAAUUGCUUCUAGAAACAGGGUUGUAUUUUUAUCAGCCCGAAAAUUCACUGUUCAGCCCAAAAUUCAUAUUUUUCCAUCCCCCUCAAAAUUCUGAUCAUUCAACCCUAUACAUUGAAAUUAAUCAUAUAAUUCUCAUCGUCACUGAUUGAAAAAGAUCUCUAUUAGCAGUCAUUAUUUUUUGGACCAAAAACGGGACAAGAUGUGGCCCAAAAAAUGCCCCAAAAUCAACAGAAAGUGGCCCCCAAAAUCGACAAAAUUGACCUGGAAUCGCUCCAAAAUUAAUACAUUGAAAUUGCUCAUUUAAUUGUCAUUGUCAGUGAUAAACUGAAAAAAACGUCUGUAUUGGUGGUCAUUAUUUUUGAUCAAAAAACAGGAUGGGAAAUGGCCCAAAAAUGCCCAAAAUUGACUGCAAGUGGUCCCCAAAAUCAACAGAAACCGACCUGGAAUCGCUCCAAAAUUAGUGCAUUGAAUUUGCUCAUUUAUUUGUCAUUGUCACUGGCCCAGGUGGCCCCCAAAUUCACCAAAAUCAACAGAAACUGACCUGGAAUUGCGCCAAAAUCAAUGCAUUGAAAUUGCUCAUUUAUUUCUCAGUUUCACUGAUUAACUGAUUGACUAACAUCUCUAUUGGCGGUAAUUAUUUUUUACCAAAAACAGGACGGGAAAUGACCCAAAAAUGCCCCAAAAUCAACAGAAACCGACCUGGAAACACUCCAAAAUCUUUGCAUUGAAAUUACUCAUUUAUUUCUCAUUUUCACCGAUAAACUAAUUGAAAAAGAUCUCUAUUGGUGGUCAUUAUUUUUGACCAAAAACAUGAAGUGACCCAAAUUCGCCCCAAAUCAACAGAAAGACCUGGAAUCGCUCCAAAAUUAGUGCAUAGAAUUUGCUCAUUUAUUUGUCAUUGUCACUGAUUAACUAAUGAAAAACAUCUCUAUUUGUGGUCAUUAUUUUUUUACCGAAAACAGGACAGGAAUUGACCCCAAAAUGCCCCAAAAUCGACAGAAGGUGGUCCUCAUAUUCACCCAAAUCAACAGAAACUGACCUGGAAUUCUGCCAAAAUUAAUGCAUUGAAAUUGCUCAGUUAUUUCUCAGUGAAUAACAUCUCUAUUGGCGGUCAUUAUUUUUUUUACCAAAAACAGGACGGGAAAUGACCCAAAAAUGCCCCAAAAAGACAAAAACCGACCUGGAAUCACUCCAGAAUUUUUGCAUUGAAAUUGCUCAUUUAUUUCUCAUUUUCACCGAUUAACUAAUGAAAAACAUCUCUAUUAGUGGUCGUUAUUUUUGACCAAAAACAUGAAGUGACCCCCAAAUUACCCAGAAACCGCUCCAAAAUUAAUGCAUUGAGAUUGCUCAUUUGUUUCUCAUUAUCACCAAAUAACUGAUUGAAAAACAUCUCUAUUGGUGGUUAUUAUUUUUUUACCAAAACAGAACAAGAAGUGACCCAAAAAUGCCCCAAAAUCAACAUAAAGUGGCCACCAAAUUCCCCCAAAUCAACAGAAACUGACCAGGAAUUGCUCCAAAAUUGAUAGGAAGUGACUUGAAAUUGCUCCAAAUCUUCUUUUAAUUGACAUUCCCGCCAUUUCUAGUUAUGACUUACAUUUAUAAAGCUACUUUCAAGGAACCUCUAAACAGCAACUGCAGCUUACUUGGAAACAAAAUAAAAUGCUGGUUAUGUUGUCUUACUUCAUUUCAACGGGUAAAUGCUAAACACAAUCUAUCGGAUUAUGUUAAUGAGUCCUGACUAACUUUUUGAAUGAUCAUCUAAGUCACUGGUGAUUUAAAAAAAUGAAUUACUAGUCUUUCCUUGUAGUGGGAUACCUCAAUAUUGUUCCUUAUUGUAUAAAUGCCAUUGCUUUACCUGAGCAAUUCCUUGAAAGCUCGUACAAUCUCCUGUGAGCUACAUUUAGGACCAUACAAAAUCACUUUUAAUCAUUCCUGAUUUUUUAACCAUAUUUAAUGAUUCCAUUUUUUUUUAAAUUGAAGUCUUUGGCAGUUGUGUGUUCCAUAUUACAUCAUUUCCAUUUUACAGUAAAAUGCUUUUGUGAUUGUAAUGAAUAAAAUGCAAUCAAUUUCAACAGAAUCGUUUUCAUAUUAGUAUAAAUUUGUAUGAAAGACGUCCGAUCACAUGGCUUUUAAUUGGAUGUCUAGUGCUGUCAAUGGCACCCAGUGAGUUAAACAAUAAAAACUGUUCUCCCUCAGGCAAGGAUGUACUCCCACCAGUGAGUUUAUCUCUAGUAGACGUUCAAUCCAUUUGAAGUGGGAGGAUGGCAGCGAAUAAACUCAUUCGCUGCUACCCUCCCACUUCAAAUACAUCUGACAUCUAUUCGCGUCAAUGGCAACAAAUGAGUUAAUGGCACAUGUUUUGACGUUGAGUGGGAAAAGAGUAUAAACUUAGUAGAAAAAUGGUUAAA
Molecule: messenger RNA, 11358 nt
Organism: Corythoichthys intestinalis (scribbled pipefish)
Lineage: Eukaryota; Metazoa; Chordata; Actinopteri; Syngnathiformes; Syngnathidae
Product: xenotropic and polytropic retrovirus receptor 1 homolog
Exons: 16
Coding region: 283-2358 (691 amino acids)
Biological process (GO): phosphate ion transport; cellular response to phosphate starvation
Cellular component (GO): Golgi apparatus; plasma membrane; cytoplasm
Molecular function (GO): inositol hexakisphosphate binding
Source: RefSeq, a predicted model, not a curated record